GCCAGUGUGCAGUUGCUUAUACCAUAAUGGAGCUUUUCAAGUGUCUGUUUGGUGUGUUGGUGGUUGUUGUUUUGGCUUGUGGUGUUACUGCCCAGCAUCACUGGACGCUGCCUCUGCAGAAACACCAACCUUCUCCUUCUUUUCAGCAGCCUCAGCAACAGCCGCAUGUCCCUCCACCUGCAGCUCCCUUUGAUAAAUGCCAGGUGGAGCAGAGCAACAAGAUCCAGUGUGGGACUGCAGAUAUCACCACUGAGCAGUGUGAAAACAUUAACUGCUGCUUUGAUGGGUGGCAGUGCUACUAUGGGAAAGCAGUGACUGUGCAGUGCACCAGGGAUGGCCAGUUUGUGGUGGUGGUGGCUAAAGAUGCCACGUUGCCCCACAUUGAUGUGGAGUCAGUCAGCCUGAUGGAAACAAACAACCCCUCCUGUACUCCUGCGGGCGUCACCUCUGCUUUUGCAGUCUUUCAGUUCCCUGUGACUGCAUGUGGCACUACACUCAAGGAGGAAAAUGGCUACGUGGUGUAUGAGAACCACAUGUCUUCCUCGUAUGAAGUGGGAAUUGGACCCAGAGGAUCAAUCACCAGGGACAGCCAUUUUGAGUUAUUGUUUCAGUGUAGGUAUUCUGGCACAGCUGUGGAAGCUCUCGUCAUGGAGGUGAAUGCUGUUCCUCCACCUGUGCCGGUCGCUGCUGCAGGACCCCUCAGAGUGGAGCUUAAACUGGGCAACGGGCAGUGUCACUCAAAGGGAUGUGUUGAGGAAGAGGCAGGGUAUAGCUCGUUCUACACUGCGGCCGACUACCCAGUCACUAAAGUGCUGAGGGAACCAGUCUAUAUUGAGGUGAACAUCCUGGAGAGGUCUGACCCAAACCUUGUCCUUAACCUGGAGCACUGCUGGGCCACAUCUACACCCAAUCCUGACAGCCUGCCACAGUGGGACCUUCUGGCUUAUGGGUGUCCCUACGAUGAUGACCGUUAUGUAACCACAGUGGUGCCUGUGGAUGGCUCCUCUGGGCUUCAAUACCCAACACACUACAAACGCUUUAUUGUUAAAAUGUUCACAUUCGUGGAUCCAAACACCUUUUCUACCCAGAAGGACACGGUGUUCAUCCAUUGUGCUACAGCAGUGUGUUAUCCCAGCAGCACAAACUCUUGUGACCAGCCAUGCCACCGGCAGCGAAGAGCUGUUGCUGCAGCGAGGAAAGUCUCUUCCAGUCGGAGAGCUCUAGUCUCAAGCGGAGAGGUGAUCAUGACUGAGCAGAAACCAUCUUCUCCCAACACCAAAUUGAAGAGAUGACAGUCCACUGGCAGCCAGAUCUGGCCAUGACUUUUUAAUAAAAGC
Molecule: messenger RNA, 1337 nt
Organism: Epinephelus fuscoguttatus (brown-marbled grouper)
Lineage: Eukaryota; Metazoa; Chordata; Actinopteri; Perciformes; Serranidae
Product: zona pellucida sperm-binding protein 4-like
Exons: 8
Coding region: 27-1292 (421 amino acids)
Biological process (GO): binding of sperm to zona pellucida; prevention of polyspermy
Cellular component (GO): egg coat
Molecular function (GO): structural constituent of egg coat; acrosin binding
Source: RefSeq, a predicted model, not a curated record